This is a messenger RNA of Prosopis cineraria, 1063 nucleotides long. RefSeq lists its product as uncharacterized. The transcript has 2 exons. The record is from RefSeq and is a predicted model, not a curated record. NCBI's taxonomy places the organism in Eukaryota, Viridiplantae, Streptophyta, Magnoliopsida, Fabales, Fabaceae. The coding region runs from base 154 to 918 and encodes 254 amino acids.
CUGGACAAUUCUGCAUCCACGUUGCCCCUCUCUCUCACCUCUCUUUCCUUUUCAGGGUAGAAAAACUAAGCUACCAACAAUUUCAGACUCCAACGAGUUGGAUAGAAAAAUCACAGACUUGGGAAGAGUAUAAUUAAGCUUGCUAUUACACAGAUGAAUGCCUUGUGGGUUUCUUUGAAGGAUAACAUCAAGUGUGGAAGUAAGCUCACUGAUGUGGUGAGGCAUCAUCAGCAUCAACCUGCUGUGAAAUUGGGAAAGCAAAACAGAAAUAUGAACAACACAGAUAACCAUGAUAGUAAUGGCCAUUCAUAUCCAGUGCUAUCUCAGGCUAGUCUUGCAGCUACGACAAGCAUGAUUCCACCAAAGCUUCAUGAACUCAGUGUAGAAGACCCAUCAAGGAAAAUUGUUGAGAUGAUAUUUCACAAAGCUUGGAUGAAAACCUCAUCAACUCCACUGAGAAAGGCAAGAGCAGUCUUCAAGGUGAGCAUUUCGCCAGAAAUGCUUGCGAGAUUCGAGAAGUACAGAGAAAUGGUGAAGAAAAAAGCCUGUGAGGAGCAAAAUCCAAGGCAUCCCAGAAGCAUUGUUGAUGGCAAUGAGCUUCUGAGAUUCUAUGGCACUACAAUGAAAUGUUGUUGUUUCCAUGGGAAAAAAUCUGUGCAGAAAGUUAAAAUUCUUUGUAAUGACCAGUCUUGUAGUGUUUGCCAAAUUAUUCAAUUCAACUUUGACACACAACUCUCAAGAAUGUCCACUGCAAGAGCGAAGACUGAGAAAAGUGCCGUAAUAGUUUGCAGAACCAUUGCGGGAACUUCAAUACAUGAACUUAAUGGUCAGAUUGGAGCAAUGCAAUUUAGUUUGGACAAGUUUGUACUUAAAAAUCCCAGCGCUAUACUUCCUUGUUUUGUUAUAGUUUUUGAUUGACAUGUAUUGCAGGCUUAACUGACCAUUACUAUCACAGGUUAAAAUUACUUGCUAAUAUGUAAAAUUUUACUUAAUUUCAUAUCUAUAGUUUAAAAGUUUGUAAUUGAAUCUCUAUCACUUUGAACAUAUGUAAGCAUUAAAUAUC